AUGUACCCAAGAUCUUACAGUCGCGAACAGUAUAAUUCGUACUUAUAUUCACCCCAGAAUAUUCCUGGAGUUUUUCAUUAUCCUAGUGGCUAUCCACAGCCAAGAGCCAUUGACUACAGUAUAGCUCUUCCUACAGAACCUCGGCCGUUAGAGCCAAUAUAUCCUGCGCCUCCUCGUCUGACGCACAUCUCUGAGCAACGGAAUGAUUAUUAUUACGCGACGCCGGUGGAAGAGCGGCCUUCAUGUAUGCUUCAAGAAUCCUGGAGACCAGGUUUGAGCCGCACGACAAACGAACACGAAGAGUAUAGCGAGGAAAAUGACGGCGAUUCACUUGAAGAUGGUGUAGAAGGUAAAAAAUCGCAAAGAUUAAGCGUGACUUGACUCAAAUUUAGAGGUAGUAAAUUCCAUGAUUUGGUUGCAACGGCCAAAGUGACAACAUUAUUUUCCAAUCUUGUUCAACAACGUUCAAGUGGGUACAUUAUGUCAUUCGUUUGGUUUUUAUAAACAAAAUUAAGGAACCAUUGCUAGCUUUUGUAUAAAGAGGUAAAGGAAAAAUUUUGUCCAGUUUUCUUAUAGACAAACAAAUACAGCCUUGCAUUUUCGUAAGUGAGAAUAAACUCUUAAAGUAUUUAAUUGUUUGUAAAUCAAAUAAGACAAAGGGCAUGCAAACAAAAUCGCCUCUCCUUAUACCCAAAUGUAAGCAUUUUACUUGGUCUACAAUUCUUGUGAUCUACUGUUUCGUUGAUUGUUCUCCAGAACAUUUAUACCAAGGCAGAAUUAAGCCGUUUAUCUCCUUAGUUUUAAAUAUGUCUUCCAAGAAACAUUCAUGUUCAUAACGUAGGCUAAGGGAAAUAUUCCAUUAGAGCUGAAAGGGCUGUUUAGAAAGACUGCAUGUCUGGCCUUAAAAAAGGUAAAAUUGUGCUUACAAUAAGGGCCUAAGCAUUAGCAACGCAUGGAUGUAGCAGUGUUAACAUAGAUUUAUUUUAAGACGCUCAUAAACUAUGAUAAACAUGAAUUACUCUUUAGUCUUUACUGGUAUCAUAUAAAAGCUUAUUUUUCUCCGCAAGAGCAUGACAGGCCGAAUUAUCUCCAUAAAUUAAUGAACAGAAUGCCCAGCAAACAUUCGAAAUUCCCGAUUAUGUUUGUUAGGAUAUAAUCUAGUUGACAAACCGGCUAGAUCCAGUAAACUUAGAAGCUUGCAAACCGGUGAAAAGCGCAAACAUUGAUAGAAAUACCAGAAGAAAAAGGAAAAUGAUGACGGCAAUCUCAGUGAAAGAAAAAGCCGACUUUGAUAAGCGGAAAUUGGAAAUAAAGAAAAUUGAAGAAACAAUUGUGCACGUGCGCCUAUUUCUUGUCCACUUGGAUUUUCAAAACAGCUUACAUUAUAAUCUCUUGACAAAGAUAAAAUUGUAACAAUAAAUAGAAAAGCCAAGCUCUGUCGAAGUUGAUUAAAACUAUAAGAAUGAUUCAGUUAACUGCCGUCUAAUCGUCAAGUUGAUAACAUUUUACUCUCCACUAGCUCUAAACGUGUCCUGUUUUGUGGUUUUAUCUCAAUCAAGGGUUGCCUUUACCCUUCUCAUAGCGAAGUUACCAUUAGCCACGUCGAGGUUAGUGAAAUGUUGAUACAUUCUCGAAGAUAUAGGUUCAAGAGGCUUGACGACUGAAUGACGAAUUGUUGUAGAUCUUCAGUUUGUAAAAGAACAAGCCAAUUAUGAUAGAUCACGGCACCUGAGCAGUGCUUACUUUUGUAACAGUCACGUCUGCUUUGAAGGACUGGGUGACUUUCGGAACUGUUAAUGGAGUUGUAAAUAACUCAAAGCUGCACAUCCAUACAGUGUACUCCACCAUUAUGCUGCAUGAGUUCGGCCUUUAUACGAAUGUAUUCUAUCUUUUAGUACUUGUGAAGUCGUUGUCUCUCAUUAUCUACUGGUCCUAUCUGGGCUUGGAAAGAUGGUUUAAACUUUUUAAUUCUGUGGAAUAACCUUCUUUCCUGUUGCGCUUUUUCUUUUUUCAACAUUUAAUAUGCAUGAUAUGUUUUUUUCUGAACGGUAAAAACCCUAAUCCUGAGACCAAUUCGUUUUUUCAUAGAUGUAGAAUUCCUCCCUGCAGAAAUAGUGAUGUGAUCACUUGGGAAAGUAUUCUUCAGCUGAGCCAUAGAUAGAGAUUGCCCUUCAAAACGACAACAUAAAAAGUAAAAAUUUUUUUCUUGGUAAAAGCGGCGUGAUGUUGCCACUAACCUACACACCUCUGAACAUGGGACUUCAUAGUAAGUUUGUAUACUAAUUGAAGUCAUGAAUUCUUCCCAAGGGUCAACCUUACAAUCCAAUCAUCAUCUUAUUAAAAUAACACUAAAUUCUAACACACAGAACAUUGUAUAACGACACUUAGAAAAGGAAAAACAAGUAAGAGAAGAGGGCAAAAAUGACAUUUUCUCCAGUUUGUGGUACAUUCGUGAGGAUUUUAAAACAUCGCCAUGCACAGGGAAACAUGGAAAGAGUAAAAAGAAUCACAAGUGCUACUAGCAUCAUAACAACUUGUGGCUUUUGGUAAACAGAGCAAUAAUUAAAAACGAUAACUAAUUAAUCAUAUCGCUUCUUUCUUCUUCAAAUACCAAGGUUGUUAUUAAUAAGCCUCAUUAGCCGACUGAAUGAAAUUUCCCAGGAUCGAAUGUUUGGCUUCUGUUUUGCGUAUAUCAAGACCUUGUUUCCACCUACAAUGGUGCGGUUGGUAUAACUAAGUGAGGUUUCUUAAGUACCUAGCUAUGCCAAAUCUGUGACAGAUCUUUAGCAGCAAAUGUAAGUUCACUGUUUACACGGUGUGCUUUUUAAACAACCCUACAUAUAGAAUUUUUCUAUCUGGGAUGUUCAACCACCUGGGCCCGUGAUAGCCAAGAAAUGAAUGUUCAGUAUUACUUUAAAGCUAAGUACAUUUUCAUCACCUUUAUAAGCCUGAUGUACAACCGUUUUUAAUAUAAGUAAUUCGUACCGAGAAGUAGAACUCGGGAAGGGACUAGCACUUUUAAAAACUUAGUCUCUUCAAACGAGCACCGUGUUCUGAAGUCAAUCAGACUGCCAUUUCGGCUCAUUCCCCCAGUAUAAGCAAUCAUACUGUCCGCCAUACUGCAUACAAUAAACUUCGAUGACACACGACUAAACCACAAAAAAGCAUGUCUAGAUUCGCUUUUUGAACUUGGUUAAUGAGCCUGGGCAAUCGACAUUGAUCGGCCACAGGAAUGUUGAUUUUAGCGGAGUCCUUUAGCGGCGGUUAGCACACUAAGCUUCAAAAGACACCGAAAUUCACUUGGGAGGAACAACGGACCACAUGACCGCUCCCAAUUAGAGACAAUCGCUUAUCAUUUCUCUUCCAUUGAAGGGCACUUUUAGAAAUAUUUUCCAUUUAAGGGAGAGAAUUGAAUAAAAAAUGUUCACCAAGUUUAUAUUUAUUCUUCUCUUACCUCAAAAGCUGUUUAAUACUAUUGAUGGUAAAAGCAAACGUGAAAUAAAUUGGCAGUGGUAGAUAAGAAGCUAUCAAAACUUAUCUCUGAUACUCAGUCUUAGUAGGCCAUGAUACAGCUCUGAAAGCCUUUAACUGUACACAAAACUAGUGCGGCAGGCUGUUUCACCCUUUGCAGACCUGAAAGUUUCGACCUUUCUUUGUUUUACAGAAUUACUGAAAACUAAGUACAUUGUUCUGAAUAAAUAUGAUAAAACGAAACCAUAAAUUGCCCGGCGGCGAUAUGAAGAUUCAUGUUUUUGUCUCAGUUUUGCAUCAGUGGGAAGACAAACGUAUCGUUCUCAAUAGAUUUAAACGGCAGAUGUGUGCAUUUUGUCGAACGAUAUAAAUUUGUAGCUUAGUUAUUUAAUUUGUGGCUCUGUUAACUUUUUUAUUUUUAAUUAUGAUAGUCUUGCUUGACUAAUGAGGAUCUACUUGUUCUGCCAUAGGCGACGCAAUUUCCUUGGAGAUGACCUACGGACGACGCAAUUAACUAUUUUGUCAACCAAAACGUUAGAACACUUAAAGAAUUCGAGAAAAAGUGUCAUCAGAUAAACGAAAAGUUAUCAUUCAAAAGUGAUUUUCAUACAGGCAAACCCUCUAGGACCUCUUCGGCUUCAAGUAUAAGGAACUCAGCGUAUAAAUCUGCAUGCGUAUGAACAGUGAACAACUUGAAUAAUACCACUGAAAUGACCUACAACGUACCGUACAAAGUUCUUAAAUAGCAUACAUUUGACUUGAGAAUUAUUUAUACAACCUCAAAACUGUUAGUAUAUGUGGUCAAAACACUUUUACACACACUUAAAAAGAGGAAACGGCUCAGUUAGUAGGUCAACAAACCUCACUGGUUUGACAACAACGUUUUACUAUCCUACCUCAAAUGAUCAGCUCUAUAAGACGUAAGACGCUUUCAUUUAACGGCGUCACGUUCGGUAGAUUUUUCUCUCGGUCGGUCGGUCUGUCUUUGUCACCCAGAGACCUCGGAGUUAUGGCAUUCUCAAAUUGUGGCUGAAUCAUGCCCCUUCGAUGAAUUGCUUCAUGCGAACUCAAAGCGGCGCUCAUCUUCGCUGCGUGAAGAAGACUUAAAUGUGAUGCGGCGCUUGCAUGCCUACAGAGUCUGUGUUUUGAGUUAAACGUCCUCAAAACAUAAAUAUAGACUGGAAUGGCCAUUAAAAACCCACAGCAGAGAUCUUCUCUGCAAAUUACUUUAACAUCUGAGAUAAUAUCUUCUUAGGAAAUGAGCAAAAUUUCGUUUUUUUUGGACGCCCCGGCGAGACUUUUGCAGCGUAACACCGAUUUAAAUGCCCUUUCGUUUCCAAAGCGGCCAAGAUCAGAGAGAGGAAACAUCAUUAAUCAUUUGAUAAUUUUCCAAAUACAAAAAAAGACUGCGCGAAAUUGGAUAACAGCUAUCAUUUGGACGUUCACCGCCUAGAAAAUCAAAGCCCAGAACGGAACGCUUGAGCGACUUAUUCAGUUUUUGAUGUUUUGUUUUGUUUAACAUGCAGAUUCUCCGUCAUCUGAGGAGAAAACAUCAGGCACAAAAAGCAAGAGGAGGAAAGAAAGGACUGCUUUCACAAAACACCAACUACAAGAACUUGAGAACGAAUUUCUUCGCAACAAUUAUCUUACAAGGCUGCGGCGAUACGAGAUUGCGGUGAGCUUAGACUUGACGGAGAGACAGAUCAAGGUGUGGUUUCAAAACCGGCGGAUGAAGUGGAAACGAAUUAAAGGAAAAUCACCACAGAAAAAGAGUAGUUACUCCAUUGAUCUGACUGAGAAAGAAACGAACAGAGCGGAAGGGGUUCUGCGGGAAUAG
Molecule: messenger RNA, 5308 nt
Organism: Porites evermanni
Lineage: Eukaryota; Metazoa; Cnidaria; Anthozoa; Scleractinia; Poritidae
Source: the annotation of a GenBank genome assembly